Messenger RNA from Orbicella faveolata, 3062 nucleotides. RefSeq lists its product as uncharacterized. Lineage: Eukaryota; Metazoa; Cnidaria; Anthozoa; Scleractinia; Merulinidae. The record is from RefSeq and is a predicted model, not a curated record.
UAAUUAAUACUGAGCAAAAUAAUACUGGAAGAGUGCUUUAUUAAAACAUUUUCUAGUCGCUAAGUUAUGUAUAAAUAAAGGAAGGUCAUUCCAAUAGUAACAUCCAAUAACAGUGGGGCAAAAUUUCCUUAUAUUUAUUUAUUAUACUUAUUUAUCCUGUGAGUAAUGUUAUACCUGCCAACUUGGAGGCCUUGAGCAUGAGUCUCACGCAUGUUGGGUCAAAAACUUUAAUCUCUCUCCCCCUCAAGCCUAAGGACCUAAGUCUGACACUACCUAGCUGAACAACUUGAGCUAUUACAGCUAAACUUACACACUUUCAAAGAACAUAUUUUAACUCAAACCAAUAGAAGAAAGAAAAGUCCAUUUAAAUGAUGUACCACUUUCCCCAAUUCUCCGAUUUUCAAGAGAAAAGUCUGGCAACCACGCUAUUUUAGAUGAAACACAACCUGGGACUGGGACCAGAAAAAUAUGUUCAAAGAAGUGCUCCAACAAUACACCGACGCACCAGUGAAUCGCGAUAUUUUUUGGCACGAUACAAAUAUUAAUAUUAUGACAAGAUAUCACGAUAUUAUGAUAUUGAUAUGUAUUAUGAUAUUAUGAUAUUGAUAUUUAUUCUUCAUGAAUAAAAAAUUCAACAUUCAGAAAUAACUGUCUUUUAUGACUCCUUACCCAAGUCCUUUCAGAGCUAAGGGACCCGGGAAAGAGAAAAAAAAGUUCCAUCUUUGCUUUGUAUUGCUUUGCUCAGGUCACGUAUCUUUCAAGAUGGCAGCAAAAAAGCAUGCGCAGUUCCAAUUAGUUGUCAGCUGACACAGUCUUGUGUGCCUACAGACAAAACACAUGGUUUGUCCAUUCUUUGCAGCUCUUCUACAAGAUCGUCUCAAGAAAUAAUGAUUUCAAAACAGUUAAGUCGAGGAAAAGUACAUCAUAAAGGAAGACGGCGCCAUUUUACUGAUGCAGAGGAACUGCGGAUGGAGAUGGAAAGAGAAAAGCGGGAACAGGAGUGGAGGGAGAAGAAAGAAGGUGAAGACUCAGAUGAAGAGGGUAAAAAAGGUGCAGCUGCUGCUGAUAAACCUGCAUCUGACAGUGACGAGGAUUCAGAGAGUGAUGAAGAGGAGGUGAAACCCAAAGGUGUAAGUGGUCUUAUAGAAAUAGAAAACCCCAACAGAGUGGCUCAAAAAAUGAAGAAGGCAUCAGACGUACAACUAAAUGAUGAUACCAGCUCACAACUAUCUCGGAGAGAAAGGGAGGAAAUUGCCAGGCAACGUAAUGCAGCACGGCAAAGAAAACUUCAAGAGGAGGGCAAGACAGAUCAGGCUCGAGCUGACCUGGCACGACUAGCAGUUAUUAGGAAACAGAGAGAAGAUGCAGCUAAGAAAAGAGAGGAACAGAAAAAAGCGAAAGAAGCUGCUGAGGCGACAAAAAACACAAAGCGAUAACAGAUGGUAAUAAAGGCCCAGCUGUCUCUCUUACGGAUAAUUCAAGCAUGCAGAACUGAAUAGGCACGAGCGGACACUGUAGUCGGGGAUAAUGUUAUAUUUCAUAUACAGCAACAGAUUGUAACCAUUUCCUUGUAAAGCUGCAUAUACAUUGAAAUGCUCCCUUUACUACAAAUUCCUAGAGUUUUUUUAAAGUAAUUUUUGAAAUCUUAAUGUUGGUUUACCUAAUGAUACAUCCAAUAGGAAACCAAAGCACAGAAAGCAGCCGAGUUAUCAUGUGCCGGUAAACUGGCUACACAUUUGUUGUUUCUUUCAUUGACUGAGAAGUGUGGAAAACCAACAAAAAGAUAUUUUGAGGUUUUGGACUCUAAUUGGCUGAGAAGUUUGGAAAAGUAACAAGAAGAUGUCAGAGAUGUGACAGGUGUAACUGGACUCUUUCAUUGGCUAAGAGGUGUUGAAAACCAACAAAAAGAUGUCACAAACGUUGCACCUGGGGUUUUGGACUCCAAUUGGCUGCGAAGUUCGGAAAACCAACAAUAAGAUGUUGGAGAUGUGACAGGUGUAGUUGUGGACUGUUUCAUUGGCUGAGAAGUGUGGAAAACCAACAAAAAGCUUUUACGAAAGUUGCACCACUUGGAUUUGGACUCUAAUUGGCUGAGACGUUUGGAAAAGAAACAAACAGAUUGCAGAAAUGUGGCACUUGUAGUUGUGGACUCUGAUUGGCUGAGUUGUGUGGAAAACCAACAAGAAGAUGUCAAGGGCACAUCACAUUUCUCGGUUGUCUGUUUCUUAGCUUUUAUUUUGGGAUUUCACGCAACGCCUGUGAGAGAGGCUAAUGUCAUAUCUUCUAACAAUGUGCAACCAUGACAUAGUGAAUACACUUUCCAGAGAUCACACAGAGCUAUGUUGUGUCCAAAGUAUUUGCUAUAUCUUUGCGAUAUCGUUUUCCUUAGACCAUCUAACCGGAAUACCGUAUUUUCUCGAAUAAUAGCCAGGGGAAUACGAAUAUUUUUGAUUUUCUCACUUAAAAUAAUCACAUCAUAUCAUGUAAACUGAACAGGGGCAUUCUAAGUGACUAGUUUUCGUUAUCCAUAUUUCCGGCGGUAGAGUUCAACCUCAACUGCUAUGGUUAUGUGUACAAAUAGAUUACUUAUUCAAGGACGUUGGUGAACGCUAGGUUAGUGGGGGACGGGGUCCAUUAUUCAAGGGUGUGUAGGGAUUAUCUCAAAUAAUCCCCGCUUAGAGAAGCAAUUAUUCGAGGGGCUUGACUGAUCGAGAGGCGGCAAUUAUUCGAGGAAAUACGAUACUUUUUACCAAUAGUUUCAUGACUUUAAAUAAAGCAGACUUAAGUUGUGGUUGCAACUUUCUUAGCGAGUGUAUUACUAUAUCGGUUUGCACUUGUUUUUUUCAAGCUGUUGAUACCAAGUUGAACAUAACUUGUACCACAUGACAACAAAUCAGUGAAUUUGCACUUCAAGUGUUUUGCAGUAGCUGGCUCAAAACCGGAUUACGAGAAACGAGCGCGCUUUAGUUGACAAGUUCUGCGACUUUCAGAGAUUUCCAUGAGGGAGAGUUACUGCGACAAUAUUAUUGAAAUAUUAAAAAUAUAGGAAAAGCUCGCGAAAA